CAUUGUGAAAGACAGAGUUAAAUUACAUUGUUAAUUCAGUUUAUUUCACUAAUAACUAAGUGUAAAAUUAUAUGAGUACAAAUCUACUCCAUUCAUUUUCUUUGCUGUCUUUCGCCCGUCUGUUGACUUGACAAAGUUGGACGCUGUGUGUAAAAUCAUGUAAAAGCACUAACGGCGACUUUUCUUGUCAGUGUGGUUUGCUGAGACAGGAAGAUACCACAAUGAAGUCCGUCGCCUGUAUCUCAUCGUCAGUCAGAGCGGCGUGUCAGCACACCUCCGCUUGUUUUCCCCGAGAUCGUGGUGUGAUCCUUUGCAGUCCAGUGGGCAGAUGCUCUGAUGGCGAUUUUGCCAGCCGGACUGUAGUUUCGCAACUUGCGCGAGUAACUGACGUGCGUACUUUUCACGGCACGCACGUGGACGCAGCGGUGGUCCAGCAGGUGAGAGCAGCCCGUCUCCCCACCCCGGUGCCCAGACCAGGGAAAAGAGAGGAUGAAGUGACCGUGUGCCAGCUUGGCAUACGGAUGCCACCUAGAUCCGUCCCACACCCCUCUCCAUACAGCCCAUACACCAAACCACAGAGCAAUGCAGCUGCACUAGUCAGUAUCCAGUCUCUGUUUACAGGGGAGGGGAUCCCUGAGCUGUGCUCCAAGCUGGCAGCCUUCCCCAGCAAUGACAGGGCAGAGGGACUGGCCACUUUACUCGGAGCAUGUGUUGAAUUUGGCUUGGACGCCCACAGCCCUCUAGUCCUGAGACUGAUAAAUGAGUGCCUGGAGCUCCUCUCCAACAGGGACAUCGGGGUGGCACAGCUCUGCCACAUGGGUGAGGUGGCAUACGCCCUGGAAGGCAGUCAGUCAGCCAUGGUGAAAGAGGUCCUGGACUCCUUAGGUGUUGCUGUAGAAGAGGACAUCAUCUCUCCCAGCGAGGCUGCCAGAGUUUAUUCUCUGCUCGCUCUGUGUUACAGUCCUGCCAGCCAGCAGCAGACACUCAUGCUGUCCACUUUGCACAGGCACACUCAGAGGCUAGUCCACAAACUGAAAGCUGGUCAAGUCAGCGAUAUACUGCAGUCCCUGUUGAAGUUACCACAGAGGCAGGCCAUCUCCUUGGUACUGUGUCUGAGUCACAGAGCAUCACGGGUCUUUAAAGCUUUCAGCGACAGUGAAGUUAUUAAAGUGCUCUCUGCACUGAUGAUCCUGGGACAGCACGAUGAAGAGCUCCUGGCUGCUAUGGAGAAACACCUCCCAGGGAGGCUGGAAAAGUGUGAUCCGGAGGUGAUCAGCACCGUCAUGGAGUACUGUCUGCAAAUGAGGUGCCGCUCCGAGCUGAUCUUUGAGGCAGUGGCUGAGAACUUUGUCUGCCAUGCUGAAAGGCACACCACCCUUCAGAUAGCCAGACAGAUAGUCGCUAUGGGAAGACUCAACUAUCUGCCACAGUGCUCCAGCCAGAUGUUCAAGAAGCUGGAGAGCAUUUUGUCAGCAAGGUUUUCCCAGUUCCAGCCUCGCUGUCUGAUAGAGGUGUUGCACGCCUGCAUCCACCUGGAACGCUUCCCCCUCAACUUCAUGUCCAAAGUCUUUAGCCCGUACUUCCUACAGAGACUGCAAGCACAGGGAGAACCAUUGGACAGAAAUGCAUGGGGACAACUGACACAGCUCCAUCUCUCCACCAUAUUAGAGUGCAGCUCUUACUGGGGUCCCAGACUGCCCCACUUCCCCCACAUGAAGAAGUUUUCCUCUGUGGAUGAGGCCUUUGAAACGCCUAUGGAGAGUCUGUUGUAUAAACAGGUCAAAAGGUCACUCACAAAACUGCUGGGGGGAAAGUUUUACUCUACCAAGAUUUUAACUCCGACUGGAUACACUAUAGAUGUGGAAAUAUGCCUGGAUGACAAGGGAUAUGUCCUGCCUCUGUCUCAGUGGGAUCACACUUACAAAAGGAUGGCACUGUGCUUGGAUGGUGAAAGCCGCUUCUCCAGCAACACAAAACACCUACUGGGAAAGGAAGCCACUAAAAGGAGACACCUCCGCAGGAUGGGCUAUGAGGUGGUGCAGAUCCCAUACUUUGAGUUUGAGAAUCUGAGAACACAGGAGGAACGGGUCCAAUAUCUUCACAACAAGAUCUAUCCCACCAUCUUCAAGUUCAGUCACUAGUGUCAUGUCCCCCAAGAAGCUGGGUACAAACUCAACCAAAAAUUCCUUAGGGACUUUUAAGAUAAGAUAAGAUGAAGUUUGUUGAUCCCACAGCGGGGGAAAUUCACUUUUCAUGGCAGCUCACAAGAAGAAGAACAGAGUGCAAGAAGCAAAAUGUUUCUGUACAACUCAGCCAAUUUUCUAGUGAAUUAGUACGGGCACUUGGGUGAGUGAUUGUACAAUGUGAAGAAGACACAAGGCAUGGUAGCCCAUGUCAAAGCUGUCUUAUUGGAAUGAAGAGAUUGAAUGUCAGUAAUUUGUCUUUAUUAAAUGAUUUUAAGAAGAGUAAGCUGAAUAAUGAAAUGCUGUUGCUAGAGAGGGUUAGUCUCAACAUGCUUAAAAUGCUACUUCUCAGGCCAUUUGUGUGACUCUAUCUCUCAUAUGUGCACCUUAGAACCUGAAUUUAGAAAUAUUUUAAAGGCUACAGUUACAGUGACUUAGUUCAGGAAGCACCAUUUUGAUAAAAUACUGGUCAUUUUUGUAUUCUGCUGUUGAAUUCAUUAUUUUGUUAACGUCCAUUUAACAUAUUUAACAUAUUUAACAAUAGUGACUAUUAAUUUGAUUAAUUUGAAUGCAAAAUAUAAGAUGUAAAUAUUGAGGGAGUGAGUGGUGAUGUGGCUCCAGCCUUUGUCUUCUGUGUGCUUUUUUGUGCACUAUUUGGGUAGGAAAAGAAACGUAACCUCACUUACCAGACAUAAUAUUCAAAAUCGAAGUGAAAUGUACAUGGGAUGUAGGAACGUUACAUAGAAUAUACUUUUAUUUAAUGUUUGAACAUGUACGAUAACCCUAUCCUUUGGUCUGCUGAUUGAUUCUUCUAAGCAUGAAAAUUAAUACAACAUGUACAGCACGCAAAGUCUAAUUAUUUCAACCGAUAUCUAUUGUAGAAAAAAUAUAGAAUAGAUUUACUUUUAUCAGCCAAUGAAUAGCAGCUAUGAAGACAUUCCCCUGCUGUACCAUAACCCAUAUUGCAACUGACUGCUAUUGAUUUGAUCAGGAAGACAAAUGUAAUAACACCGUGAAAAAAUGUAAUUAAGGUCUAAGAUUAAAAAAUGAGAGGACUAAACCUGAUAUGCAAAAAGUAAAGUACAAAUGUUUGUUGGUAAACAGUGUUUUGCUGUACUAUUUGUGAAGUCAAACAAAGUCAAUAUUUAAAUAUA
This is a messenger RNA of Scatophagus argus, 3337 nucleotides long. Its product is annotated as FAST kinase domain-containing protein 3, mitochondrial-like. Lineage: Eukaryota; Metazoa; Chordata; Actinopteri; Scatophagidae. Gene Ontology annotation, biological process: regulation of mitochondrial mRNA stability; mitochondrial RNA processing. The record is from RefSeq and is a predicted model, not a curated record. Gene Ontology annotation, cellular component: mitochondrial matrix; ribonucleoprotein granule. Gene Ontology annotation, molecular function: RNA binding. The transcript has 9 exons. Bases 222 to 2141 code for a protein of 639 amino acids.